Molecule: messenger RNA, 1682 nt
Organism: Drosophila innubila
Lineage: Eukaryota; Metazoa; Arthropoda; Insecta; Diptera; Drosophilidae
Gene: Gs1
Product: glutamine synthetase 1, mitochondrial
Exons: 2
Coding region: 256-1455 (399 amino acids)
Cellular component (GO): cytoplasm
Molecular function (GO): glutamine synthetase activity
Source: RefSeq, a predicted model, not a curated record
UAAAGAAAAAUUGAGACUGGCGAGCCAAGCGAGAAAAGUGAAUGUUGUGUCGCGAAUUGUAUUCACAAACCUUCCUAACCUCGUAUAGGCUGGGCGUCCCAAGCAGUCGUUCUGCAGCUGACUACUGAACUACUACAAAACUGAAAAAAAAGAAAUAACAGCGCGCAAGUUCGGUGAAGGCAACCAAGAAGAGAAAUACAAAAUUGAAGAAAAAAAUAUAUAACUGUACAGUGCGACUAGUGCAAGUUCAUCACAAUGGCAUUCCGUGUUGCUGGACUCUUUCUAAAAAAAGAGCUUACUGCUCCCGUUAAACAGCAGUUGCGCCUGCUGAGCACUUCGAACGCCACCAGGGCUCAGUUUUUAAGCAAUUCGCCCAAUACAGCGCUGGACAAGAGCAUACUCCAGCGUUAUAAGAAUCUUGAGACUCCUGCGAACCGUGUGCAAGCUACAUACCUUUGGAUCGAUGGAACAGGCGAGAACAUACGUCUAAAGGAUCGCGUACUUGAUAAAGUACCCAGCUCAGUGGAGGAUCUACCUGACUGGCAGUAUGAUGGCAGCUCAACUUAUCAGGCACAGGGUGAGAACUCGGACACAACACUAAAGCCGCGAGCCGUUUACCGUGAUCCUUUUAAGCCUGGAAAGAACGACAUUAUUGUCAUGUGCGACACUUAUAGUGCCGAUGGAAAGCCAACGCCCUCAAACAAACGUGCUGCCUUCCAGGAUGAUGUUAAUAAGAUUGGCGAUCAGGAGCCGUGGUUCGGCAUUGAGCAGGAGUACACACUGUUGGAUGUCGAUGGUAGACCCUUCGGUUGGCCCGACAAUGGUUUUCCGGCACCACAGGGACCCUACUAUUGUGGUGUAGGUGCUGAUCGUGUCUAUGCUCGCGAUCUUGUGGAAGCUCAUGCUAUUGCCUGCCUAUACGCUGGAAUCGAUUUUGCUGGAACAAAUGCCGAGGUGAUGCCAGCCCAGUGGGAAUAUCAAGUUGGUCCUAGCAACGGCAUGAAAGCCAGUGAUGAUCUCUGGGUUUCACGCUAUAUUCUCCAGCGCAUUGCUGAGGAAUACGGCGUCGUUGUCACCUUCGAUCCCAAGCCCAUGGAGGGACAGUGGAAUGGAGCGGGAGCUCACACAAAUUUCUCGACAAAAGCAAUGCGUGCUAAUGGUGGCAUGAAGGCAAUCGAACGGGCGAUUGAGAAAUUGAGCAAACAGCACGAGCGUCAUAUCAAGGCAUACGAUCCCAAGGAGGGUAAGGAUAAUGAGCGUCGCCUGGUCGGUCGUUUGGAAACUUCCAGCAUUGACAAGUUCUCGUGGGGCGUUGCCAAUCGUGCCGUUAGUGUUCGGGUUCCUCGUGGCGUGGCGACAGCUGGCAAAGGUUACUUUGAGGAUCGACGUCCAAGUUCCAACUGCGAUCCUUAUGCUGUCUGUGGUGCGUUGGUGCGUACGUGUCUAUUGGAAUAGGAGAAUAUUUAAGAGAUUAACAGCACUUUGUGGGCGUUCAAUUUUCAAUGUAAAUAUAUACACAAAUAUUAUACAGAGCUGAAUUUGCAGCAGCGUUUGGUCCAUCUGUAUAACUUGGGCUAUUUUUCGAUUUGAGUAAAAUUAAGAAUUGUUGCUUGUGUGUAAGAAGACAAAAAAAUAUAUUGUGAGAUGAAUAAAGUGGCUAGAUUCUAAGUAAAGCAAGCAAA